AUGGGUCACAAGGUGCACAAGCCGGGAGACGAGCAUCGUUUCCAUUCACUGACUCAUCCCCACGUGCACCCGCCAGCCGGCAGUCCGCGCCUCCGACGAACUCGCAUUCCGUCACGCGUGCUUGUGCAAACUAAGGCAGUCCUGUCGCGGCAGGCGAAGCGCCUCGCACGAAAAGCCGACGAGCUCGAACACGUGAUCUCCAAAGUUACAUACUGCUUAGGCGUUCUUUGCUUCGGCAUCUUCUGUUUUCUCCUCGGAUCCCGGCCCUAUGACGUUCCUCGUUUAUACGCCGCCUUCUUCCUCAUGGCCACACCCCUCCGCUGGAUCUACUACCGCAGCAAGAAAUGGCACUAUUUUCUUCUCGACUUCUGUUACUACGCGAAUGCGAUUCUGGUGGCCUUUCUCGUCUUCUUCCCCAUGAGUCAGCACCUCUUCCUCGUCUGCUUCGCUUUCUCUGAGGGUCCCUUGGCCUGGGCGCUCAUUGUAUGGCGGUGCAGCCUGGUGUUCAGCUCGGUGGAUAAGAUCGUGAGCGUGCUGAUACACCUGUUACCCGGUACUGUCAUCUUCAUUAUCCGCUGGUGGGACCCGGUGACCUUCCACCACCACUCAGCGGACGACACGGGCCCCUGGCCUGCUUGGCCGCAUGUGGCGAGUAUGGGCGAGCUGUGGGUGUGGAUGCUCGUCGUGCCGCUCAUCGCCUACAGCCUGUGGCAGAUCCUCUAUUGGUUGGUGGUGGAGGUGCUGAGGAAGCGUCGGCUGGUGAAGGACCCAGAGGUGAUGACGUCAUUCCGGGAACUUUCCAAGAAGGCCUCCCGUGCCAACAACUUCUGGUGGUGGCUGAGCGGUGUGUUGGGGGAUUCGAACCGCUUCUUUAUGUACGCCCUCAUUCAGGGCGUCUUUACGGUGGCCACAGUAGCUCUCACAGUGCCCAUGUUCUGCAGCUACCGCUUCCACGCACUCUUCCAGAUCUUCAAGAUCGCUGCCUCCAUCUGGAACGGAGGAAAUUUCAUAUUCGAUGUGCUGCCACGGCAAGUGCAUGCCAAGCGAAUGAAGAAAGCAGCCAAGGCAGCAGAAGGAAGAGGGGCUAGUAGCGGUACAGAGAAGGACCCUCUGGUGGAAAGCCCGAGCUGGGAUGCGCAUUCAGGUAGCAGGGAGGAGCGCCGGGCAGAAAAACGGGCAGCUGCGGCCGAGGCGGCAGAUGCAGCGGCGUCGCUGGAUGGGGCUUUUGUUCCGCCUAUCAGUGGGGAUUUCCUGUUACCGGGUAACAACUCGUGGAGCCACGUGGGGGUGAAUGGCAGUCUCGCUGCAUACAGGGCAAGUGUGCGGGGCAAAGGGCAUGGAGGGGAGGAGGAGGAGGAGAGUGAUGAUGAGAUACCUCUGCGAGAGGGCUUGCUUGAUGGCACUGCUCGGGUUGAGGACACGGGCAGAAAAGUCGUCAACGGUCAGGUACUGUACACCAUGCGUCUGUACGGCAUGCCUGGGGCGCACCAUGCUACUGACGAGGAUGACCUUAGCGAGGACGAAGAAGAUGACCCUGACAGCUCAGCAGAAGCCGCCCGUCUGCUCAAUCCGUUUCCCCAAUCUGGCUUCUCUUUCCGUCCACUAAUCUCGCUCUGCCAUCCAUGUCUGCAGCUGGGAACGCCGAGUGCAGAGGACGCUGCUGCGUGGAUCGAUGCAAUCACCAAGGCACUCACUCUGCCACCGCCGCCUCUGCUCACCCCAGCGGCCGACGCCUCAACCCAGCCGUCACAACCGUCACACCCAUUACAACAACCGCCACACCCAUUACAACCGUUACGAACACCAUCACAUUCCUCAAAACCGCCGAAGUCACCACGACAAGUUCCGUCCACUCGGACUGGUCAAGAUGAUAGCCCAAUGUCACGGUCCCCGCAGGCUAAGUCUGCGUCGUCGUCCUCACCGGACCUCAUUGGCUCUCUAAUUUCAGCCCACGGCGCAUCCCUUGCCACGCCAGCCGCCGCUGCUCAUUCCCUCUUUGGCGCCCCUCCGUCAUCUGCUGAUGUGACAAAUCUGGCCCUCCCUGCUGUGGCUUCUUUCCACCCAGCUGCUGCUGCUGCUGCCACUGCUGCUGCCGAUCCUGCUGGUGCAGCUGCCGCGGCUGCUGCUAAUCCUGCCGCCGCUGCUGCUGCUGCUAUGGGAAAUAUGAUGUUCCCAGCUGCGGCUGCUGUUGCCGCAGCUGCUGCCGAACCCGCUGCUGCAGCUGCCGCCGCUGCUGCUGAUCCAGCCGCUGCCGCUGGUGCGAUGGCUAAUAUGAUGUUCCCAGCUGCUGCUGCUUUGGGUCCAGUUGCUGCUGCUGCUGCUGCCGCUGCUGCUGAUCCUGUUGCUUCUGCUGUUGCCGCUGCUGCUAAUCCUGCUUCCGCCGCUGCCUCUAUGGCCAAUCUUAUGCUCCCCGCAGCUGCUGCUAUGAAUCCUGCUGCUGCGGCCAUGCUCCCUCUCGCGUCUGCUGCAGCGGCUGCUGCUGCCCCUGCCACUGCAGCUGCCACAGCUAGUGUGACGAGGACUCUCUCUCCUUCCAUCCACCCCUCCCUGUCUCUCGCCAUCUCCCCCUCUCUGCCUCCGAUUGGCCCACAAGCAAAGCGUGCAGCAGCACAGCCCUGUCAACCAGUGCUGCCAGCUGCUGCUGCUGCCUCUGCUGCUGCUGCUGCUUCUGGUGCUUCUCCUGCUGCUGCUGACAGUUGUUCCGGCAGUGGGGGGGACAGCAGCGGCAUGCUCACUCCUCCCACGGGCUCCUCUCCCGCUCUCUCCUUCCAGCCCACCCCCUCCCCCUCGUCCCCGCUCCUCCCCACCCACUCCCCCCUCGACUCAUUAUCUCUCACCCGAAGCUCCGGUGGGGUUGUUGGCCCUGGGCAGGGAACAGGUGGUGGGGCAGGGGCAGGGGCAGGAGGGGGGGCAGGUGCGGGAGUGGCAGGGUCAACCAGGGUGGCAUCAUCUUUUGACAGGCCAGGCUCCCAUGCACCGCCUUCCCAGCAGCAGCAGCAGCAGCUGCCCUCCUCGUCCUCCCACGCUCCUCCUCCUGCUCCCACCUCUUCCUCCCCAUCAUCUGCUGUUGUUGCGUCGCAAUCCAAGUGGCGCCUCGACCGCUGCCAGAACGGGCUUCGUUUCUUUGAGGAGGCCAGCAGGACGCCCAUUCUCCACCGCCUAUACAAGUUGCCUGUGAUGAAAGCAGUGGGAGUGGUGAAGGCAGCACCGGACCAGAUAUUCGACCUCGUGAUGAGCUUCGGGGAGGAGCGAGCAGAGUGGGACGCCAUGUUUGCAGAGGCGCGAGUGGUGGAGGCUAUUGAUGGCCACACAGACGUGGUGCACAUGUGCUUAAAACGAACCUCGCUGUGGACGAGAUCGAGAGACCUGUGUCUGCUACGAUACUGGAAGAGAGAAGAAAACGGAACUUACCUCGUGUUCUUCAAGUCCGUGAGCCAUCCCAAGUGCCAUCGACCGUGGGGCCGCGUCCGUGCUCUCAUCUACAGUGGCGGCUACAUCAUAUCACCUCUGCAGCAUAGCGACGGCCCCCUUUCACCCCAGCCUUGCACCUGCGGCCCACCGCCCCCCCGCAAGCCUCGCUCGCAGGUGGAGCACGUGUUGGAAAUGGACGUGUCAGGGUGGUCCUCAUGGAUUGGCAUUGGCCUGUCAUCGCAUCCCGCACAUCUCCGCGACUCCUUGCUGCUCAGGGUGGCUGGGCUGAGAGAGUACUUCGCCUGCAGGGGAGGAGCCCCCUUAGCCUACUACUCCCUGGGUAUCCAGCGCCGCCUCAUCUUCCCCUGCCCUCUCGAUUUGUUCCCUCCCCACCCUUCCCACCCCACUUCCCUUGCCCCACCAAGCCUAAGAGAGUACUUCGCCUGCAGGGGAGGCGCCAGACUAGCCUACUACUCCCUGGGGAUUCAGCGCCAUCUCAGCUUCCCCAACACACCCUACCAAUUCGUAUCCCGCCCUCCCCUCCAACCCGCCCCCCUUCUUCCCUCCUCCCCACCAGGCCUGAGGGAGUACUUCGCCUGCAGGGGAGGCGCCCCUCUCUGGCCUACUACUCGCUGGGCAUCCAACGCCAUCUCAUCUUCCCCACCACCUCCUAUUCGUCUCCUGUCCCCUACUUUUCCCCCUCUCCUAAACAGGCCUGAGAGAAUAUUUUGCCUGCAGGGGAGGGGCCCCUCUGGCCUACUACUCGCUGGGCAUCCAGCGGCAUCUCAUCUUCCCCACCACCUCAGCUAUCAGCACCGGACCCACAGGGGUUCGGCUGGACUGGGAGGGGCGGUGGCAGCGGCUGUGGUGGCAGCGGCGGCAGCAGCUGUGGCAGCGGGAGGGAAGGGCGAGGUGGGGGGCGAUGGGAGGAGAACCCCCAGGUUGGACCGAGCAUUGUCCAACUUUCUUGAUAUGGAGGACCCCGAUGAGUUCUAUGAGUGCCGCACCAACGCUCCUUCCGAGACGUCUAGUGAUGGCGUGCUGCAGAGGGACCUGUCAGGAGUCAUGGUGGACGGUGUAGAUGCUUCCAAGCUCCCCGAUGACUGGUCCCAUGUGCCUCGAGAUCUGACCCCUGAAUCCCUCUCCCUCCCUCUCUUCAUCGACUGGAGCAAGCUGAGCGGGUCUGUGGCCCCCAACCACUCGGGCAAGGGCAAGAACUGCUGGAGCCGACCCGACUGCAACGUGUACAAGCUGAGGAGCAGGAACUACCUCACUGAUGGCAGCAUGGCGCCAGCUGGCGAGCCACUGUGCCAGCUGGUGGCGGUGGAUUGGCUGCGGCCAGAGAAGCACCCUGCUGCACACGUGGCAGCCCACAAGAAGUGCCUCGUGCAGAGAGUACGGGCCUGCUAUGGUGACCAGGCGCCGUUCUUCAUCCUCAUCAACCUCCAGGUCCCAGCAGGCAAAGAGGUCUACUCCAUGGUCUUUUAUUUCACAGCAGAGCGACACUUGCUCGACCUGCCGUCGAUGCGCCGAUUCCUGGGUGCAGAUGACUCCUACCGCAACAACCGCCUUUCCCUGCUGCCCUCUGUGCCAGAGGGCUCGUGGCUGGUGAAGCAGGCGGUGGGGUCGCACAACGUGGUGAUGGGGCAGGUGAUGGAGACGGCUUAUCACUCCACAGAGGAGUACUUUGAGGUGGAUGUGAACAUGGCAUCGUCGUCGGUGGUGCGAGGCAUCAUGGGCAUGGUCUUUGGAUACAUUACAAAUCUUGUCGUCGACAUGGCAUUCUAUCUCAAGGGAGAGACUGAGGACGAGCUACCGGAGCAUAUUCUAGGAGCGGUGCGAUGCUCGUAUCUAGAACUCAAUUCCGCGAUCCCAUUCCCUUUUAGAUAA
This is a messenger RNA of Closterium sp. Naga37s-1, 5301 nucleotides long. The record is from the annotation of a GenBank genome assembly. Lineage: Eukaryota; Viridiplantae; Streptophyta; Zygnematophyceae; Desmidiales; Closteriaceae.